UCACGAACCACAAUAAAUGUCAACGGUCCCCAUCUCUCAAGAAGAGUUCUACAGUAACUGGUUCUUUGCAUGAGCGUUAUUGAGAGGGCUCAAUCACAACUUUAGCACGUGUUUUAGUUUGUCAUGCAUGUAUUCUGUGAAGCGUUGCAUACAGUGCUUCCACCCUAUUCUUCCAGCUGUGAGUUCUUGAUGGGUUUUCUCCGGUUCUUGGCACGGUGUCUGGACACAUCUGCUACUACCAUGCUCCAGCUGUCUCUGGUGGUGUGUUUACUAUCCAUCACUGUGACUACCCCCCAGUCCCAGUUCCAGACUACACACCCCUUGUACAAGAAGGGCCACAACAUCACCAUCCAUUCCUCCCAGCUGGUGUGUAGUCUACCCGGCCCUCAGGGGCCAGGUGGCAACCCAGGGGGCCCCGGAUCUCCAGGGACUAUGGGUCCCAUGGGUACCCCAGGGAAGGAUGGCCUGGAUGGGGAUGAUGGAAAGAAGGGGGAGAGGGGUGACAGAGGUGAACAGGGGAGGUCUGGGAACCCAGGUAAACCCGGGGUUAAAGGUCGUGAGGGCGUAGUGGGCAAGCAUGGACCCCGAGGGCUGAAGGGCGCGCGUGGGGCCCCAGGUCUGGCCGGGCUGGGGGGCACCAAGGGGGAGAUGGGGGACGCAGGUGAGACAGGGGCUCCUGGGGGCUGUAACUGCGGCACCAACUCAGCCCGCUCCGCCUUCUCUGUUGCCAUGACCAAGAGUUACCCCAAAGAGCGUCUCCCAAUCCGGUUCAAACGUAUUCUACUCAACGAAGGGAACCACUACAACGCCACGACUGGGAAGUUUGUCUGCUCUGUCCCUGGAGUCUACUACUUCACUUAUGACAUCACAUUGGCCAAUAAGCACUUGGCGAUCGGGCUGGUGCACAACGGGCAGUACAAGAUCAAGACGUUUGACGCCAACACUGGGAACCACGAUGUGGCGUCCGGUUCCACGGUUCUCCGGUUAGAGCGCCAGGACCAGGUUUGGCUGCAGAUCUUCUACUCUGAACAGAAUGGGCUGUUCUAUGACCCGUUCUGGACAGAUAGUCUGUUUACCGGGUUCCUGAUCUAUGCAGACCAGGAGUAUCUGAACGAAGUGGACAGGAAAGCUAAUGAGGAUUCAUCACCUUCAUCCUGAUGGGUUGAACUACAAUGGCACCAGUUUAGCUUCCUUGCCCAUUUGGGUAGAAAAUUCUGCCUGUCAUCAUUGAAAUCAUAGCUCAGCCUAUUUAUACUCAGUUUGGGUCAAUGAUACAAUUCACUUUUUUAGAGAACAUUUUAAUAGGCCUACUGUAUUAUCUUUGCAUAUUAUUGAAAAAAGCUUUUCCCUAUAUUGACACCAGGUGGCUCCAGGAGUCGUCUGUUGCCCAGCUAAUACUCAUUGCUUAUUGUUUAUGAACAGAAUUGCAUUGCAUGUUAUGGCUUAUUGGAUUGUUAAUGGUGGAGGGAAAUGAGGGAAAUUAUUUUAUUUUCACAUUCAAUAAUUUUUGGUGCUGUUUAUAUUCAGCAAUAAGGAGAUGUUCCUACAUGCAACUAACCCUCUCUGUCUAAAUUACAUGAGAAUGCACUGUUAGUGUUACAUGUUAUUAAAAAUAGUUUAUUUUGUGUUAUAAAUCAUAUUAUAGUAAAUUUUACAAUGUGCUAAAGGAAAACGUUUUUUUUUUUUACCCACGUACCUAGAGAAAGUUGAUAAAGUGAUUUGCAAUAAAACUUGAUUUAAUCAUCUACGGUACUAUCCGUUUUUAAAAUGCCAGCUUUUGUUAAGUUGUUCAUAUCUGGGA
Molecule: messenger RNA, 1801 nt
Organism: Oncorhynchus mykiss (rainbow trout)
Lineage: Eukaryota; Metazoa; Chordata; Actinopteri; Salmoniformes; Salmonidae
Gene: c1qtnf2
Product: C1q and TNF related 2
Molecular function (GO): protein binding
Source: RefSeq, a predicted model, not a curated record